Molecule: messenger RNA, 1213 nt
Organism: Ostrinia furnacalis (Asian corn borer)
Lineage: Eukaryota; Metazoa; Arthropoda; Insecta; Lepidoptera; Crambidae
Product: transmembrane protein 231
Exons: 5
Coding region: 181-1104 (307 amino acids)
Biological process (GO): cilium assembly; regulation of protein localization
Cellular component (GO): ciliary transition zone; ciliary membrane
Source: RefSeq, a predicted model, not a curated record
CUGAAAACAAGCCGUAAUUUGUUGCUGUUGUGUUUAUUGAGCGAUUAUGUGCUGUGUUUAUUUAAGUUUUCAUGGGGAACAACGUAAUUAAGCACAAACACAUCCAUUUUAUUUUAACUUUUAGCUAAGCAAAGAAAUAAUAAGUAAGUGGUCGGGUAAGUCGUGGUAGAGCGGUUCAAAAUGGGUCUGUAUAAAUUGUUCAGUUGCAAUGUGGAAAUUCAGUAUAAAAGUUGCCUUUUAUCGAAAGCUAUGCUGUUUACGUUGAUAACAACUAUGUUGAAUAUAGUUUUGCCUUUUAUUGUUGCCUACAAAAGUAAAGGAUUCUGGUUGCGUUCGCAUACCUUUUACGAGCAGCCAUUAGUUCGUUUUACUUACGAAUAUUUAGUAGUAGCAGAAACCGAUGAUCCUAGUCAGCCAAUAGUAUGUGGAGAAGCUGCUCUCCUGAACGAAGACGCUCUAAAUGGAGAAGAAAACUGCGCACAACUACAAGUCCAAGAAUUUGACUACAAUUAUGAUGGAAAGCAUGAAGCUUUAAACUUCAAAUUAAAUCUGAAUGUACCAAAACACAGGACUAUCACUUCAGUUCUCAUAAUUCUUGGUUUGGAAUUCAAGUUGAAGUCAGUAUGCCCAUUGCAAAUGCAGAGUUUAGCCGUCAUUGACAAUGCAUUUCCAGUAGCACCAUCUGGAUUGAAAUUCUAUGGGGAUAUUGAGCUCUACCAAGUGUCACACCUGCCAUGUGAACCAAAUAUAAUUCAUACCAAAUACAACAGCUCUUUAUUCAACCAUAAAAAUAAUAACAAUGACAAUGUUGUGGAUCUUAUCCUAGAAAACUAUUUUAGUAGAGAAGUUACUACCCAAGUAAAGACUCUACAUUCAAGAAGUCAAAAUGGUCACACUUCUUCCAUGGAAAUAAAUAUUUACCUCAGAGUGCCAGAAAUGUUGAUUAGAUAUCUUCCAAGUAUAUUACAAGAGUUAAAAUGGGCUUGGCCACAGUACCUGUCUUUAGUUGUUGUGUUCUACUGGAUCUUUAAUAGAAUUAAGAAAUUUGUAUUUAAUAAUCGUCUUCUUAUGGCUUGGGAAGUGGUGCCAUGGAAGAAACACUGACAUAAUAUGAGAAACCACCAAAGAUCUCACACUAGCCAAUUUAUUCAUACAACCAAAGUGAUAAAAUAUACCAAAUUGAUAACAUAUUUGUUUCAUUGAUUGAGUUAGG